AUGUCUCAGGAAGAUAUAGAUAGUUUUAUGGCCAUUACCGGUGCUGGUAAUGGUGAAUUAGCUCAGAAUUUUUUAGAUAUGGCUGGUGGGAACCUGGACACCGCCAUUUCUUUAUUCUUUGAGCAUGGUGGGAAUGCUCAACUACAUAAUGGAAGGAUAUCUGCUAUUGGUAAUGAAGGUACUGGGUCCGCAGAAUAUCAAUCUGAUGCUGAUAUUGCUCAAAAAUUACAAAAUGAAGCAUAUGGAGAAGAGCCUGUAAGAGCUCCUGAUGUUGCAAGACAUGAAACUUUAACAGAGACACAUGUAUUUCCAGGGACAUUUGGUGGUGUAGGUGGUAGUUAUGCCCCAUUGUCAAACGCUAAUGAUAUGUAUGAUGAAGCUGCACCAGCUGGUGUAUUUAAUCAACGUGAAGAAAAUGAAUAUGAGAAUGAUAUGUUUCGUCCUCGUUAUAAUCCAGAUUUAGAUAAUAGUAAUGAUUCGGAUUCUGAGGAUUUGGAUAAUAAUGAUAAUGAGUCCGAUUUUGAAUACGUUGAAGAACCUGUGGUCGAAUUGGAUGACGAUGGAGAGAUUAAAGAAUAUUAUAAGAUGGUACGUAGACCCAAGAAUUUCACCAAAGAGGAAAGAUUAGCAAGAUUAUUUAGACCACCAUUUGAAAUAAUAACGAAAUUAUCAUUGGAUGAUGCAAAAUUAAAAGCAAGAAAGAGAAAGAAAUGGAUUAUGAUUAAUAUUCAAGAUUCAGGAAUAUUUCAAUGUCAAACAUUAAAUAGAGAUCUAUGGUCAGAAAAGAAUGUAAAAAAGUUAAUAAAGAAAAAUUUUAUCUUUUUACAAUAUCAAUUUGGUUCUCGUUCAGCAGAACCUUAUAGAAAUUUUUAUAAUUUGCAAAAUAAAGAUGAUUUACCACAUAUUUCAAUAUUAGAUCCAAUGACAGGUGAAAGAUUAAAAAUGUGGAAUCAUGCAGUACCGAAACCUGAAAAAUUUAUUGAAGAUAUACAGUCCUUUUUGAAUCAGUUUUCAUUGGAUCCGAAUUCAACAAAUCCAACCGUAAAUGAGCCUCCAAAACCGAUAGAUCCAACAACUUUAACCGAAGAGCAACAAAUGGAAUUGGCCAUUGAGCAAUCUCUUGGUGAUUCGAAACAAAAUCCAAUUAGUCUUGCCAAUGAAAGUGAUAAUGAAAUGGAAGUCGAUAAGGGACCAGUCGUAUCUGAAACUGAAGAAAUUAAAGAUAUUUUCAAGGAAAUUAAACCUGUUAAGCAUGAAGAACCUGUCAACAAGCCUGGUAUCACAACGAGAAUCCAAAUUCGUACUGGUGAUGGUAACAGAUUCAUUAGAAGAUUCGAUGCAAUUGAAGAUACAGUCAGGACAAUAUAUGAAGUGAUCAAAACUGAAAUGGAAGGCUACGAUAGUUACAAAUUUACAUUAAGCGAUCAUCACAGAAACGAUUUGAUAGAGAAAUUGGACUUAACUAUAAAUGAUGCAGGUCUCAAAAAUAGUUCCCUAUUAUUGGAACAAAUCGAAGAUGAUAAUGAUUGA
This is a messenger RNA of Maudiozyma saulgeensis, 1530 nucleotides long. The record is from the annotation of a GenBank genome assembly. NCBI's taxonomy places the organism in Eukaryota, Fungi, Ascomycota, Saccharomycetes, Saccharomycetales, Saccharomycetaceae.